Molecule: messenger RNA, 384 nt
Organism: Eruca vesicaria subsp. sativa (arugula)
Lineage: Eukaryota; Viridiplantae; Streptophyta; Magnoliopsida; Brassicales; Brassicaceae
Source: the annotation of a GenBank genome assembly
AUGGAAGCUCUAGGGACCAAUACUAAACGUCGUCCUUGUUGUAUUUGCAUGUGGAAGACCAAAACAUGCAACAAAAAUUGCGAAUUUGCUGCUUAUUUUCCCAACGAAAUGCAAGGGGUUUACGCAAGUGCUAAUAAGUUGUUUGGUACACCAAAUAUUAUACGAAUGAUGAAACUUGCUCCUCAAGAUCAAAAACCUAUGUUAGCAUUUUCCAUACUUAAAGAAGGUGUCGCAUGGACCAAUGAUAAAAUCGAAGGUGGAUUUGGAGUGAUACAAAAUCUCAUGCGGGAGAUCAAUAGGCUUGAAGCCGACCUCUCUUACCUAAGGAAAAAGAUUUCAGAAGAAAAAGAAAAAAAACAAUUAGGUCUACUUUUAAACAAGUGA